AUGAUAUUUGUUAUCGGUAUAAGCAUUUUACUGCUAUUAAUUCUAGUGAUAUUUGUAUUACAUCAAUGUUUAGAGAAAAAAAUUGUUUAUAAAGAUUUAAAAAAUAGGCACGUUAUUAUAACUGGUGGAUCUAGCGGUAUUGGUAAGGCAGUAGCAAUUGAAGCAGCCAAAUUAGGAGCCCAUGUUACCAUAAUUGGUCGUGAUAUUCCUAAACUUAUUUUGGCUGUUACUGAUGUGAUAAAUAAUUGUACACCGUAUAGUGGACAAAAAAUACAAUAUUCUUCUUUAGAUGUUACAUCCGAUUAUAAUUCAAUAGAAAAGACUUUAUCCAAAUUAGAAAAUGAUGUAGGACCAAUAUUUAUGUUAGUUAAUUGUGCUGGAAUGUGCAUUUGUGGACAAUUUGAUUCAAUGAAAAUUCAAGAAAUAAAACAGAUGAUGGAUCUGAACUAUUUCGGGACGGCCUAUCCUACCAGAUAUGUAUUACCAGGAAUGAAAGAACGCAAUGAAGGCUUAAUUGUGUUUGUAUCUACAGAAGCUGCAUUAUUAGGAAUAUAUGGUUACAGUGCUUAUGGUGCUGCAAAAUGGGCUGUUCGUGGCUUGGCAGAGUCUAUUUUUAUGGAACUGGUUGGGACUAAUGUCAGAUUGACUCUAGCUUUUCCACCAGAUACUGACACUCCAGGAUUUAAAAAUGAAGAACUAACAAAACCUAAAGAAACAAAACUCAUAUCAGGAUCGGGAGGACUUCAUUCAGCUGAAAAUGUAGGCAAAAAACUAUUGCGAGACUCAUUGAAUGGCAGAACAUACUCAGUUUUUGGAUUCAGUGGUUAUUUGCUUUCUACUUUGUAUUGUGGGACUAUUGACAGUGUAACACAAGUAAUAGUACAAAUAUUAUCUAUGGGUAUCAUUCGAGCUAUUAUGGUUGGUAUACAACUUUCUUUCCAUAAAAUUGUUAGAGAAGGUUUAAAAGAGAAAGAAGUAGAGAAAGUAAACAAAGAGAAAAGUCAA
Brenthis ino (lesser marbled fritillary) is the source of this 1005-nucleotide messenger RNA. Lineage: Eukaryota; Metazoa; Arthropoda; Insecta; Lepidoptera; Nymphalidae. The record is from the annotation of a GenBank genome assembly.